AUGCCAAGCAGCGAAAACACACUGUACUCACAGGGAGUCAACUUUGGAAGCUUUGUCCAAGAAGGUGUUGAUGCUCGAACCGGACAAUAUACCUCCUCCAUCGCCUUGUAUGAGGCCCCGGCCAAAGCCCGUAAUUGUGCACCAUUCAAGCUAUCUCUUCGGUUUAGCCCCUUGAACACUGCAAACAUUGGCUUCGGCAAGGGUUGGUCAUUGAAUCUUUCUCAGUACCAGCACAUUGCACCACGUAGCCUUAUACUCUCUACUGGAGAACACUACCAAGUCUCCAACAGUGGAGGUCUACUUGUCGAGGACCAAAAGCUGAAAAGCUUCAAGUUUCAGCAGAAAGGUUCCGAUUUCGAGAUUAUCCACAAGGAUGGAAAAAUUGAACUUCUUUCCAACGCUCACAACGUCUAUAACACGAAUGUCCCUGUCAAAAUUUACGCAGCUAAUGGGCGCGCAUUGACUCUUGUCUGGAUUCCAAUUAAUGGCCAACCAAGACUGAGCAAAGUACAAGAUGGCGACGAGAUUUUGCUACAGAUCAACUAUCGAGAUCCGCACGUGGAGAUUGUUCAUUCUCCAGGGGCUGCAAGCCUCUCUACCUUCACUGCAGUAAUCAGAGGAGGUCAGCUACAGGAGUUUUGGCUGCCUUUGACAGAUGGUGCAAAAUGGAAGUUUGCUUACAUUGCUUAUGGGCCGCUCAUUUGUCUGUCCAACAUCCGCAGUCCUUUGGGUUUGGUGGAAGAGGUCACAUAUAAUUCAUCUGGGUUUAAAGUGCCACCAGGAGGCCCCUAUGAGUCCAUUCCAGUUGUCAGACAGCACAUCAUCAAGCCUGGAAACCAACAGCCUGCUAUCAAAACGCUCUACGACUACGGCACUAACAACUUCCUCGGGUACGGAGCCGUUGAUCAUUGGAAAUAUGGCGAGGACAAUCUCUAUCGCGUGAGAGACAACUACACAUACACUGCUACUGUAUCCGUCGAUGGUGGUCAAAAGACCAAAUAUACCUACAACAAAUUUCACUUGAUCGUUGAGACUAAGCGAGACCUAAAUGGAAAGCAGAUUACGCAAACUGUUGAAUACUAUGUCAAACCAAAUGUUGCACUAGUGCAUCAGCCACCACAGUUCCAACUACCAAAAAGCGUUAAAACAACAUACUGUGAUUUGGCUAACCCAUCGUUGUUUCGGGAUGAGAUAACUUCUCAUGAGUUUGACGAAUGGGGCAACCCUACUUCGGACACUCAGAUAGAUGGCGUCAAGACAACGCGUGCUUAUUAUCAGCCAAAUGGGGAGACCAGUAAAUGUCCUGCUGACCCUCAUGGUUUUCAACGCUAUUUAAAAGAGCAAACUAUCACCCCUCCCAAGAAGCCUGGCCAGGCUCCUGUGCGGACUGCACGCCACACCUAUAGAGAGCUUCCUACAGCUCAGGGUGCGCCAAACCCCUCCUUUGUUCUACUCCAACAGUCUCAAUCUUUCGCGGAUAACGGCCCAUGUAACUGCAGUAUUGACAGGACAUAUGUUAGCCAGCUAGAUGAAAGAGACCAUGGCCGUUAUAAGCAGCAGACGUCAAUGUUGUAUGAUAAAAGUCCCAUGGUGCAAUCCUGGACCUACCAGUACGAAGCCGAUCGAUUUAGUGAGACAACGCAGCUUCAGAGCUUCGAUAAUUUCCAAGUGAAAAACAAAACGAUUUUUUCUAUGGCUGAAGGACGAAUUAUGAGCCAUGUAGAUGAAGCCGGCAUUGAGACUCAAUUUACAUACGAUCAGAUUGGUCGACAAAUCAAUACUACAACUUCUCCAAGCACUGUAUAUGAAGCAACAGAGAUUCAUGAAUAUGCCUUUUUGGGCGAUACAGCAGGUUGCAGUCUCACUGUAACUGAUGCCAAGGGAGUGAAGACCCGAUCUACCACCGACGGUUUGCAGAGAGUUUGCCAAGUAGAGAGGCAAGACGAUGACGGAGAAUGGAAGCUUGAUGCCUACACAGGAACGUUCCGCACUGUACAGGAGCAAAGUUACAACGCACUUGGACAAUGCAUUAGAAUGACGGAUAUCGACUGGUUAAGGGCUUCGGACGGGCCCAAGAAACAGUCCGCCAGUCAUGACUAUGAAUAUGAUGACUGGGGAUAUGUGUGCAAGGUGACUGAUAGUAAUGGCGUUAUUACUUUGGCAGUGACAGAUCCAAUUGAGCAGACUUACACGGAGGGAAUCAAGGCUCAAGGGCAAAAGAAGGCCUCCUUCGAGUCUCAAGAUUAUCUUAUCCAGACAGCACUUUUUAAUGCAAAUGGUAGCAUGUAUAGCAACGUUACCUACACCAAUGAUGGUCUAGGGAGAACAAUUCAAGAGAAAGACAGUCUUGACAAUACCAGCCAGUACACCUACGAUUGCUUCAAUCGUGUGAGCCAUACAACCUGGCAGGAUAAUCGUUUCGGAAAUACCCGAUACGCAGCUCAUACUACUGAUCCUCUCCCUGAAUCUAUCCAGGUAUCAGGUAUUUUUCUUGGCCAACAGCCUUUCGACGGGCUAAGCCGUGCAAAAAGUCGGCAAAUAGCUAAUCGUCAAACUCUUCUGUCCUAUGAAGGUAGCUCGCCUCAGCCUAGCGAUAUCACGACUCCUAAGAACGACAAGCUUCAUUUGGACUAUGAGAAAGCUUUGAACUAUGCUCUGAAGGAUUUGGCAACCAGUGAUAAUCCGUGCAGUUAUCAGUACGACCCGAAAACAGCUGAAGUACGGGAGAGCACAAAUCCAUACUGUACAGAGGAGUUGGAUUAUCUGCCAUCGGGCUUGUUGAAGUCCGAAAGCAUAACUAUUGGUCAAGGAAUGGAGAUGCAGCUUUCGGCUAAGUAUUCUUACUCCAUGAAUGGUAAACUCCAGGACUAUACCGAUGUUCACGGCCAAGACCAAGUACUAGAUUAUGAUCAUUAUGGAAGGCUUAAACAGCUAUCACAAGGACCAAUAACAAUCACACUCAAAUACGACGACGCGAACCGCCUUGCACAAAGUAUCGUACAUGAUAACAAGAAGGAUACGAGUCUAAUGACAGUCUUGGAUUACGAUGAUUUUGGGCGUGAGACCAAGCGUACAGUCUUCCAAGGCCCGACUGUGCUUUAUGUCUUAAGCCAGGUGAAAUAUGAUACGGAAAACAGAGUCCAAAUCCGUGAAUUGAAAGACGGUAGUGGAAACACGAUCCGACAAGAAAACUUUCAGUAUGACAAUAUGGGCCGAUUGUUUGACUAUGAAGUUCAAGGAACCGAACUUCCAAUUGAUGAACAUGGACGUAAAGUGCUCCAUCAGGAGUACACAUUCACGGAAGUUGGUGGUCUGAAGCAGGUCACUACCCACUUCCAAGAUGACAGUCAGAACAUUGCUCGCUACACAUACUCUGAUAAAGACCCCUGCCAACUCAUUCUUAUUUCAAACACGCACCCUGAUGAGAAACCACAGGUUAAGCUUGAGUAUGAUGACAAUGGAUGUUUGACCCAGGAUGAACAGGGCCAGACUCUGGAGUAUGACACUUCUGGUACCUUGAAAGCUGUACGCAACGAAGACCAGACGAUCUUGUGUCAGUACUACUACGACUCUCAUGGCAGAUUGCUUACUCAGAAAGUACCUGGCAAACCAGAUUAUCAUCUACAUUACCGAGGAGAGAUACUAGUUGCUGCUACGAGCGGCGGUGCUAAUAUUAGCUAUGUAUCUAGCGGAGACCAACACUGGGGUCAAAUACUCCAGGAGAGUAACGAGACAUCCACCCAGCUCUGGACUUCCGACAAUCACCAAUCUGUUCUCGCCUGGCUGGACACAAGUGAGCCCUCUCAAAUCUACAACCAAGUCUAUACACCAUACGGUUUCAGCAACGCCCAGUCUGCUAUCGGUUGGAACGGACAGUGGCGAGACCCCGUUACUGGCUGGUAUCAUCUCGGAAACGGAUAUCGCGUGUAUAAUCCCGUCCUGAUGCGCUUCCAUAGUCCAGACUCUUGGAGUCCAUUCACUUCCGGCGAUAUAAAUUCCUACGCCUAUUGUUAUGGUGAUCCAAUCAACCGCAUCGACCCUUCAGGUCACUUUAGCAUAUUUGGUAUCCAGAUCACCUGGCGAAAUCUGGCCCAAGCUAUAGUCGGGUUUGCACUGAGUGUUCUAGCAGGUAUUCUCACGGACGGUGCCUCGGUGGCAAUCGAAGUCGGCGUGGAUCUGGCUGUUGCUGUUGCAUCUGAUGUUGGAACUGGUGCUGUAUACGACGUUGCCGCAGGGAGAAUCCCUGAUUUGCAGAGUGUUGGUAGCGAUGUUAUUUUCGGCGGUAUAGGAAAUAUGGUCAGCAGGGGUCUAUCUCGGGGUGCAAAUAAGGUUUUCAAGUCAGUUAGUGAGACGCUCGAACAGCUGCUCGCUGGUGCAGAGAAGCUACGCGUGGCAGGCGGUAAACCAGUUAUGCCUAGCAAGAUUGGCACGGUACACUCCUUUAAACGAUUCAAAUUACAAGCGGAUCAAUUUAGCAAAUUCGAUUCAUGGAACAAAAUGAGUGCUGCAGAAAAGAAACUUUUCAACAAAGGUCUAAUGGAAAUGAAGGGUAGAAUCAAGGAGAUUGAAAAUAGAGAGCCCUGGACGUGGAUUCAAGCAAAGGAUUUGCCAAAUGUGGGAGGCAAAAAUGGUCCAGCGUCCGAAAAAUUUGUCGAUUUUCGUAGGUUGGUCCGGGAGGAGAGACUUUCUCCUAGACAGGCCGCCGAUCGAGCAGGUGAUAUGAACUUUACGAAAUUCAGAGGGUCGAAACCGCCACAGUACGAGAUCAGGGCCUCUCAAGGUGAUAGAAUCUCGUUUCUGAUAGACAAAAAGAGUCGGGAGGUCACUAUCCUCCAGGUUGGGGGCCAUUCUUGA
Messenger RNA from Botrytis porri, 4854 nucleotides. RefSeq lists its product as uncharacterized. NCBI's taxonomy places the organism in Eukaryota, Fungi, Ascomycota, Leotiomycetes, Helotiales, Sclerotiniaceae. The transcript has a single exon. The record is from RefSeq and is a predicted model, not a curated record. The coding region runs from base 1 to 4854 and encodes 1617 amino acids.